Chinchilla lanigera (long-tailed chinchilla) is the source of this 2143-nucleotide messenger RNA. RefSeq names its product armadillo repeat containing 6 (gene Armc6). The record is from RefSeq and is a predicted model, not a curated record. Gene Ontology annotation, biological process: hematopoietic progenitor cell differentiation. NCBI's taxonomy places the organism in Eukaryota, Metazoa, Chordata, Mammalia, Rodentia, Chinchillidae. Gene Ontology annotation, molecular function: protein binding. The coding region runs from base 379 to 1785 and encodes 468 amino acids. The transcript has 8 exons.
CGAGCCCUUGUGCGCAGACGCAAACCGCCGCGGCCUCGCCCUCUUGCGCAGGCGCGCUGUCCGCUGCCUCUCAGGGGACGCUCCCUAAGGCGCAAAACUGCCCCCACUGGGACCAUUAACAACGGUGAGCGGCCCGAAAAAGGCAGCAGAGACGACUCGCUGGUGCGCAUUAGUGGCCCUCUUGGCUUUACCUGCAGUUGCGCUCACCUUUCGUUACUCCCGGAGAGAUCUACCUGGCUAAAAGGGGCGGAGGCGCCUCGGCCCCAUUGCGCCUGCGCGGCGUACGGCGGCCGGAAGGGGCCAGAGGCAGCGCGGCGGGUGACAGCUGCGAGCCCCACCCUUUCCCCACGUGGCUGCGACGACUGGCUGCAGGCACAGAUGGCCUCCCGGCACAUCACGCAGGAGACCUUCGAUGCAGCCGUGCGAGAGAACAUGGAGGAGUUCGAGAUGGGGCCAGAGGACGCCCUGAGGGAGGCAGUGGAGCAGUUUGAGCUGCAAGGCGUGGAUCUGAGCACCGUCCUGAAGGUGGCGCCCAAGGCCGCUGCCGAAGGCGCCCUGGAGCCCGUGCACGCUGUGGGGCAGGCCCUGGAUGACCUGCGGGAGGCCGUGGCUGGCUCGCACCGCCAGGAGGUGUCCGCCCACCUGGCCCGCUUCUGUGAGCAGUGCCACGAGCACAGGGCCUGCCGCUUCCUGGCGGCCCAGAAGGGGGCCUACCCUGCCAUCCUGGCCGCCUGCAAGCUGGCAGCCUCGGGCGACCGGGGCCUCCUGCGCCAGGCCCUUGGUGCCCUGGCGGUACUCACUGAUGGCCAGCCCGACCUCCUGGACGCCGAUGGUGUGCAGCUGCUGGUGGCCACGCUGGCCCAGAACGCCGACGAGGCCGAUGUGACCUGCUCCGGGAUCCGCUGCGUGCGCCACGCCUGCCUGAAGCACGAGCGGAACCGGCAGGCCCUGGUGAAGGCUGGUGCGCUGCCCCUGCUGACCGGCGCCAUCGCCCGGCACGGCUGCCACGCCGACGUGGUCAGGGAGGCCUGCGGGGCCCUGCGAGUCAUGACCUUCGAUGAUGACAUCCGCGUGCCCUUCGGCCGCGCUCAUGACCACGCCAAGAUGAUCGUGCAGGAGAACCGAGGCUUGCAGGUCCUCAUCGACGCAGCCAAAGCGUUCUCCGACCACCCCGGCGUCCUGGGCGAGCUCUGCAGCACCCUGGCCCGCCUGGCCGUGCGCAAUGAGUUCUGCCAGGAGGUGGUGGACCUCGGGGGCCUCGACGUCCUGGUGACCCUGCUGGGCAGCUGCAACGACCACCAGGACCUCGUGAAGCAGGUGCUGAGCGCCCUGCGGGCCAUCGCGGGCAAUGACGACGUGAAGGACGCCAUCGUCCGCGCCGGCGGGUCAGAGGCUAUCGUGGCCGCCAUGACGCAGCACCUGGCCAGCCCCCAGGUGUGCGAGCAGAGCUGCGCGGCCCUGUGCGUGCUGGCGCUGCGCAAGCCGGAGAACAGCCGGCUCAUCAUGGAGGGCGGUGGCGCCCAGGCGGCCCUGCGGGCGAUGAAGGCGCACCCACAGGAGGCCGGCGUGCAGAAACAGGCCUGCAUGCUCAUCCGCAACCUGGUGUCCAGGAGCCAGGCCUUCUCCAAGCCCCUCCUGGACCUGGGCGCGGAGGCGCUCAUCGCGCAGGCGCGGGCGGCCCACCAGGACUGCGAGGACGUGGCCAAGGCCGCCCUCCGGGACCUGGGCUGCCACGUCGAGCUCCGGGAGCUGUGGACCGGCCAGAAGGGCGACCUGGCACCGUGACCCCUUGCACGCAUCCGCCGCGCAGUCCUGUCCCUGCCGGGACCGCGUCGAGGCUGGGGACCCGAGGGGAGGUAUGGGGUGGCCCCGUAGUUGUCGUCCAGUGUCGCCCGGCAGCUCGUGAGUGGGCCGUCACCAAUCCGCCCCUCUCGGGUCGCAGAGCCCGGCUGAGUAUUUCGUGGGGCAGAGGCCACGCCCUCCCACCUGACUCCCGCGUUCGGCUGCGCUGGCUCUGUUCCCGGUGCUGUGCUCGCGGGCCGCAGGGCCCGGCUCUGGGUUUCCCGCCUGGAAAUGGGCCUCUAGCGCCUGGCUCCUGUCAAGCAUCGCGAUGUCCGCUAAUAAAGGUCACCAGUGGACACUG